Molecule: messenger RNA, 675 nt
Organism: Aspergillus sclerotioniger CBS 115572
Lineage: Eukaryota; Fungi; Ascomycota; Eurotiomycetes; Eurotiales; Aspergillaceae
Exons: 4
Coding region: 1-675 (224 amino acids)
Source: RefSeq, a predicted model, not a curated record
AUGCCCAACCAAUUCACCCUCAUCGUAGCCACCAUCUUGGCGUUUAUGCUCACUGCAGCAUCGCAGAUCGCAUACAACCCCAAGACCAACGCGCUCCUCUGCUCGAAGCCCGGCGGAAGCUACUGCGUCUACGGCUCUCUCCAGGGCUCGGUCAUCAUCUCCUGUGUAGCUAAGAACACUGUGGAAAUCCGUUCCUGCAAUCUUCUGCUGUCCAGCAUCCUGCCAGAGGGCUACGAACAGCAAGCCACCUGCUACGAAUCCACCCCACCAACCGGCACCGCCGUCUGCGCCUUCAACGGUACAGGCUACAACCACACCAAAUCCACAUUCCCUGUUCCCGAAACCAUCCUAUGCGAUGAGAAUGAACUCUGGAACCACGACACCUCACCUUCCUCUUCAGACGACACCCCUCCCCCCCUUGAAGAGGAGACCCACGCCCAGCAACCAGACCCAUCUUCAACCACUACCAUGAACACCCCCAAACUCCCCCUCCCUCCUCUCAUACCCGGAACGCCCAUCCCCAUUGCAUCUAAUGCUUUGAAUUUGGCAUCCAACACCAACUCAAGCUCAAGCUCCCAGGUCCUCAACCCCACUCCCACUCCCACUCCCACUCCCAACCAGAAACGAGCCCGCGUUUGCUCCAAUCCGUGGAUUACACCCUCCUCGCUUGGAUGA